Messenger RNA from Pseudocercospora fijiensis CIRAD86, 681 nucleotides. RefSeq lists its product as uncharacterized. Lineage: Eukaryota; Fungi; Ascomycota; Dothideomycetes; Mycosphaerellales; Mycosphaerellaceae. The record is from RefSeq and is a predicted model, not a curated record. The annotation marks the transcript as partial. The transcript is spliced from 2 exons.
AACACAGCUGCGGAAGCGAAGCCAGUAGAGAUGUCGACGCUACACAAGUCAAACGCCGAGCCACAGACACCUGCCAGCCCAGCUGAAUUCCACGAUGCCUUUCAAUCAAUACCGCCGACCCCAGCCGGCGACUCCGCCCCAGUAUCGGCAACCACAGCACUAGCAGAACAGCCCACACUCAAUCGCCAGGAGACAGAACAUCUAGGCCCAGCCACCGACGCCCCAAUAGUUCACACACAAACCAACUCGGGGCCCGUGUUAAGCAUAUCUCUCAUGCUCACAACCGGCGCACGACACCCUUAUAAAAUCGAUGAGAAGUAUCUCAGAAAUCGGAAAGUGGAGGUCAAGAAGCCGGAAGGAACAUUCGAACCUAGGGAACUGAGUGGAUACCAGUUAAAGGAAUUGAUAUGGACGGAUUGGAGAAGCGAAUGGGAACCUAGACCUGCGAGUCCCAGCUCGAUACGACUUAUUGUUAUGGGGAGAAUGAUUGAGGAUAAGUCCACGCUCAAAGAUUUCCCUUUCAACAUCGCGUCGACGAAUGUGGUUCACAUGACCGUCAAACCUGCAGACUUGAUUGACGACGACGACACAGCUGGUGCCAAAGGUACAGGCAAAGCAGGCGUGACCCGAUCGAGGGACGACGGCGAGGGCGGAGCGGGUUGUAGGUGUGUGAUAUUAUGA